Messenger RNA from Drosophila suzukii, 2910 nucleotides. Lineage: Eukaryota; Metazoa; Arthropoda; Insecta; Diptera; Drosophilidae. The record is from RefSeq and is a predicted model, not a curated record.
UUCAUUUCAGUUCAGUUCACGUUUGAACAGCUACGCGUUCGGUUCUCCACGAAGCCCCAGCGCAAAAAUAAAAAGUUAACGACCUACCUCCGACAGCUCCGAACCAAAUUCAAAUCGAUAAACCAACGCACCAAAACCCAGCCAGACAAACACUAAUCAUCAUGAUCAGAGCGAAAGAUUCGACGGGGUUGCUGUUAAUUUUUCUACUAAUUGGACCACUAUGCGUGUGUUGUCAGGAAGAGGAAGGUUAUCAGGACGAUGAUUACGAAUAUGGUGACGACGGUAGUGAUGACAGCCAAAUUAUCGAUGUAACAAAAGAGAAAGCUGAUCAAAUAGCGCCGCCAUACUUUGAAGAAUCUGAUCUGAGGAUCGAGGCCAAGCCGGGAGAUAAUGUAGUACUCAAUUGUGAUGCACGGAACUUUCAGAUCAGCAAUGCGGUAAUGUGGUACAAAAGCCGGACAAUCAUUGCCAAUGGCCAGAACCCCAUUAGCCAGCGCGUGGAGGCCAUGAUGAACAACUCGAUUCUCCUGAAGAAUGUGACGCCGGAGGAUGCGGAUGAUUACUAUUGCGAAAUACUGCCCCAGAGGGUUCGACAGCACACGGCACUGCGGGUGGGCGCCCGGCUGUCGAUCCUCUGCGACGAUCGCGAUAUUACGGAUCGAUCGCAGACGUUCAGGCAGGGCGACCACCACAAGCUCGAGUGUCGAACGUAUCUACCUGGCAGUACGAUUAUCAAGUGGUCCUUUAAUGAUCUUAAUGGAAAGCCAUCGCCCGUCGAGAACCAGAAUGGUGUGAUCAUUUUGGACAACGUAGAUGAGAAGAAUGCCGGAGACUACCAGUGUUUGGCCGACGAUGGCAGUCGCCAUCCUCCUCAUGGCACCGUUCACAUCGAUGUUCAGUACAGUCCCAUUGUCUCCACCCAUCGCCAUCAUGUGAACACGGAAAGGGGCGCCUCCGCCGAGCUGUAUUGCAAUUACCGGGCCAAACCCAUUGGCAGGAGCUACUUCAUCAAGGACGGCAAGACCCUGCAGCUCUCCGACAAGUACUCCAUCAAGGAUUCGGUGCACAAUGGGCACAAUCGCACUACCCUGAUCGUCCGGGAAGUGACGGACAGCGAUCUGGGCGAGUAUCUGUGCCAAGUGGAGAAUGCCAUUGGGUCCAACGAGGUGAAGGUCCAUGUCAGCUACGUUCCGGAGACACCGCAGUUCGAGGACAUGUCCGUGGAAGGCAACCAGGUCACACUGCACUGGCUGGUCAGGAGUCGGCAGCCCCUCUCCGAGGCCAUGCUGGAUUACCAAGUAACUGGGUCCCUUCAUUGGAGCACUGUUUCAGUGCUGCAGACGCAUCGCCACAAUAGCACGGAGAACAUCUGGAAGAUCACUCACCAGCUGGAGUUGCAACGUGGAGUGUGGCAUGCUCGCGUGAAGACGAAGAACACCCAUGGAUGGUCCCACUUUUCGAACGAUUACGUCUUCGAAAUCCGGGAGGGUUCCGAAAUCGAGAUUGACGAAGAAGCCGACAAACCGGAACUGCCUCCAGAUGAGAUCGUGCAGGCCGGAAUCGGUCUGGUGCCCCGAGGAGCUGCGUCAGCACUCCAGCAGCUGAACCUGGGGGCAAUCCUGCUGGUUGCUAUCCUGCUGCGAAUCCGCCUCUAAAGGGGUGCCAUUUAUUCAGACCGAGAUGUGUACAUACGUAUUUCCGGAUUACUCAGCUAUCGAUGGCAUCGGAGCGAUAGCGAACGCACAUAGGAAACCGAAACUAAAGUAUUCUAAACUAUACAAAUGCUAAUGCGCGACCGCUAGCUUGGGUCAAUGUUAAUGUUAAUGCUAAAGUACACGCUGGAGCGAUCACCACUGAAACAUUUGUGCCAAGUAAGGGAAUUUGAAGAAUCAUGUUUAACGUUAAUUUAGUUUAGUUAAAGUUAAAGGAGCGACGAUCGGUCUAAAACCGCGAGAAAGGAACACUUUGAUUAACCUUAGCUGUAAUAUUUAUUUGUUUUGUCUGUAUGCAUGUGAGUUUUGGCACUUUUGGAGGAGGAACCCGAACCGAGAACGAAUAGAAAAGGAGUCCAUCGCUCAGGGGAGAAUUUCAUACUGGGUUUAUGGGCUUAUUCCCCAAGCGAUGGCAUAGUGUAGCGAAUAUUGGGUAAAGUUCUAGAGACUUUUUAGGAUUUGCAAUACGUACAAUAUUUUUGUAUAACCAAGCGUACUUACGAACACAUAUAUGUAACUGAAUCAGAGGGGAAUCGGGAGGGAUCUAUCGAACGGCACGCAAAUUAUUUUAUAAACUAGACCAAAGCUUAGACAUACAUAUGUGUACCUACCACACCAUACAUAUGACACUUAUUUUUACGAAACUACGCCACAUCAACUGAAUGGAACAGAAAGAUUCAAAAUAUACAAAUCAAAAGAACGAACGCAUAUGUACCUAUGCCUAGGAGAUACUGAAGAAAACUAAGAGAGAGCCAUAUACAUAUAUAUUGAGUACUGUUGAUAAUCGGGUUUGGCUUUACUUUACGUCCUUGAUUCUGCUACAAUACCUGAGGGAUAUCGCCAUAACAUGCUGACCAUGUACUCUGUACGUACGUGUAAUCCAAUUGUGAGUGUAGGAAUAUAUUUUAUAUAUAUUUUAUUUAAGAAUCAUAACAUUAGAGCUGAUCAAUAAACGUGCCAAUCGAAGCAAUCAAGCGUAACUGAUUGCUCGCUAAAUCAAAUCAAAACGACACAAAAGUAAAGUUCCAUAAACAAUAUUUUGACGAGGACCUGAUUUCGAAUGCCGACCUUUAAGCAUAUACACAUAUACAGAAUCAUAUAUAUAUAAAGAGGAAUACUUAAAGCCAGUGUCUUACAUGAAUAUUGUAAUUUUCGUUGAGUCCAUGAUAAGUAAGCAAAUAAAACUAAACCGAACGGA